Messenger RNA from Zea mays, 2262 nucleotides. RefSeq names its product rhamnogalacturonate lyase B. Bases 1 to 2121 code for a protein of 706 amino acids. Gene Ontology annotation, biological process: carbohydrate metabolic process. NCBI's taxonomy places the organism in Eukaryota, Viridiplantae, Streptophyta, Magnoliopsida, Poales, Poaceae. Gene Ontology annotation, molecular function: carbohydrate binding; catalytic activity. The transcript has 8 exons. The record is from RefSeq and is a predicted model, not a curated record.
AUGGCCGCUGCCGCCGCGUCUGAUGCUGCGAGGUCGUCAAUGCCGCGGAUGGCGGGGGCGGCCGUCAUCCUGCUCGUCGCCGUUGGAGCGGCGACCGUACUGCACCUGGCCGCCGCCGCCGCAGUCGUCGUCCCGCCGCCGGACGACGCAGGCCAGCAUGGUGUUACAGUAAGCGUCAACCAACGCCAGGUAACUGUGGACAACGGCGUGGUGCAGGUGACGCUGUCAACGCCCCAGGGGCACAUCAUCAGCGUCCGCUACAACGGCGGGCAACAAAAUCUUCUCUACUACUACACCCGCGGGGGCAACACUGGAGGGUAUUGGGACGUGUUCUGGGACUACCCCGGGUCAGGUCGUCGGCCAGGAAUGAUCGACAUGUUGGACGGUUCAGAGUUGAGGGUAGUAUCCUCAAGCGAAGAGAAAGUGGAGCUUUCCUUCAGGAGUGACUACAAUCCAUCGCUCCCAAACAGCGUCAGGCUGAACAUCGACAAGAGGUUUGUGAUGCUGAGAGGCAGCUCCGGCUUCUACUGCUACGCCAUCUUGGAGCACGCCAGCGGCUACCCUGCUCUCAGCGUCGCCGAGGCCCGGAUCGCCUUCAAGCUCAACGCGGCCAUGUUCAGCUACAUGGCGAUCUCAGACGACAUACAGAGGUACAUGCCCAGCGAGGCAGACAGGGUCGCGCCACGUGGUGCUCCACUGGCCUACAAGGAGGCCGUCCUGCUGGUGGACCCCGUGGAGCCACAGUUCAGGGGGGAGGUGGACGACAAGUACCAGUACUCGCUGGACAACAGGGACAACGCCGUCCAUGGCUGGAUCAGCGGCGGCCGCACCGGCACCACCACCAGCCCGGCCGUGGGCUUCUGGGUCAUCACGCCCAGCAACGAGUUCAAGAGUGGCGGCCCCAUGAAGCGGGAGCUCACGUCCCACGUCGGACCCACCUCCAUGGCCGUGUUUCUCGGGAAGCAUUACACUGGGAACGACAUAAUGCUGAGCCUAGGCGACGGCGAGUACUGGAAGAAGGUGCUGGGCCCGGUGUUCAUCUACCUCAACUCCAAGUCCAACCCCGGAGGCGGCGGCGAGGGCGACCUCCGGGCUCUCUGGGACGACGCCAAGGCGCAGGCGCGAGCGGAAGCCGGCAAGUGGCCGUACAGCUUCCCAGAGUCGCCGGACUACGCCAAGGCGGGCGACAGGGGCACGGUCACCGGCACGCUCCUGGUCAGGGACGCGUUCGGGAGCAACGGCGGCGGCGGUGGCACUGACGUGCCUGCUGCAGCGGCGUUCGUCGGGCUCGCGGCGCCCGGCGGGCAGCCUGGCUCCUGGGCGACGCAGUGCAAGGGCUACCAGUUCUGGACGAGGGCGGCGGCCGACGGCCGGUUCAGCAUCGCCGGCGUCCGGGCCGGCACGCGCUACGGCCUCUACGCAUGGGUCCCCGGGUUCCUCGGAGACUACGCGCACGCCUCCACGGUGGCCGUGGCGCCAGGCGGCGCCGUGGACCUUGGCAGCCUCCUGUUCGCGCCGCCGCGGUCGGGCCCGACGCUGUGGGAGAUGGGCGUCCCGGACCGGACGGCGGCGGAGUUCUUCGUCCCCGACGCCGACCCCAGGUACGCCAGCAAGCUCUUCCUCGGCGAGCACAAGUACAGGCAGUACGGCCUGUGGGAGAGGUACGCCGAGCUGCAUCCUGCUGGAAGUGAUCUGGUUUUCACCGUUGGUCAGAGCGACUACUCCAAGAACUGGUUCUUCGCACAUGUCACAAGGAUGGUUGGCAACGUCAGUACGCCGACGACACGGCAGAUACGCUUCAGCCUCGACCAUGUCGUGGCAAACGGCACCUACACCCUGCGCAUUGCUCUUGCAGCUGCCCAGAUGUCCAGGCUCAUGGUGCGCGUGAACGGUAGGGCGAGCAGGGAAGCCGUGUUCAGGACGCCCGAGUUCGGCGACGGCAACGCCAUCGCGCGGCACGGCAUCCACGGCGGCGUGCAGUGGAUCUUCGAGUUCCCCAUCAGAGGCUACCUGCUGCGGGGAGGCGAGAACAGCAUCAGCAUCACACAGACAAUGGCGUUCGGGCCAUUCUUGGGGGUCAUGUACGACUACAUCAGGAUGGAAGGGCCACCGCCGGCAUGAUCUCGAUCACCGAUUUCACCGGCGACGGUGACUCUCACGGCGCCGCUGGCCGGUAAUUGUAAUACUAGCUACUACUGUGUAUGCGUAUUAUAACAGUCACAUCAUCCUAGCUACAGUAGAUGGUAAUGCUGUCCUUGAAAG